GCCGCUUUCGGGAGAAUUCUCCUUUCCUCGGUCUCCAUGUUGUUUCUGCUUGGUACGAUUUCAACUUUGAUCCGUGACGACACGAAUCGACGGCGAGACAGAGGAGCCGAACUUCAACCAGGGAUUCUUCACAAACUAGCGUGGGCUUUAUUUGUACCGGAUUGUCCUGUGAAGACAAACGGAAUGGCUCUGGAUCAAUUCAGUGAUGUGGUGCAGAGAUGUCAAGCCCUCCCAGCUGACAGCUACACCCCUGAAGAUCACAAACUCUUUAUGACUGCUGGUCGGUCAUGCAUCGAGGAGGGAAAUAGUGCUCAAGUACUCAGUAUUGUGUUGGAUGAUACAAAUCAGGACAUGGUGAGAUGUAUGGGGUGGAACCUGCUGGCUCCUCUGGUUCAGGUUCUAUUGCAGAAGGAAGACAAGAACCUUCCUCACUGUCUGGCCAUUUUCAAUCAUCUAAUAGAGACAUGCAGGCCUAAAGAGUUGCUGAUUGGCCUAUUGGAGCAGUUAGAGCAGGAGGAACCAGUUAUCAUAGCAGAGACCCUCCAUCUGCUAUUGAAGCCUUUGCAGAAAGUGUUGCUGCGUCUGGGCAGCCGUAAGGCGUCGUCUUUGGGCAUGGCCUUGUCCUCCGCCCUGGAGCAGUUGGCCAAACUGCCCAUCCCUCAGACCAAGGAGCAAGAGGAAAAUGACAUCUUCCUGCUUAGUCGUUGCUGCGCUGACUUGACUGACUUUGUCAAGCCCUUCAUCCAAGAGGCUAAACAAGAGCUCCGCAUCAGCGACUGCAAGCUGAGCGCAAGCUCUGAAGAGUCAACCAAACUUGACUGGGUGUUGCUGGGUCAAGAGGAACUGAGGACAGAACUUCUGAAAUUCUGUAUGAGUUCAUUGAAUCAUCCUCUUCUGGAGGUGCAACUCAAUGGUCCAGACACUCUGGCUUCUCCUUGUCCUCUGAGGGAUUUUGCCACAGAGAUUUUGAACAAUCUCAACGCUAUCGGGGAGUCCACGCCGGGCCUCGUGUAUCAGGCUCUGUCCAAGAGGAAAGAGGCGACAGGCUUUUUAGAGGAGGAAGUGCGCUAUCCCAAAGAGUCCUUAGCCAGCCUGGCUCACCUGGUGUUCGUUCAUCACCUGGCCGCUGACACCUUCCCCUGUGUCUUUAAUCCGGUGUUCUGUCUUCGGUGUAAUAUGGAUCACGUCAACCUCCUGCUGUCCAGAAGUGAAGAAUUCAGGAUUCAGAAAGGACUGGAGCUUUAUGAAAAUCGUCUUGUUCGUGUGGAGGAUAACAGUCUGCCUUCAGAGCUAUUGGAAAUCAAAACAUUCCUUACUGUACCUCAGAACUUAACCAAGGUCAUGACCAUAUGUCCAAGACAUGAUUUGAGAUCCAAAGCUUUGAAGGUGUUCCAGCUGAGCAUUGAGAAGUUCAAUCUUGAGGCCAAGUACAAUUUUUUCAAGUUUAUGCUGAAGAUGAGUAAUCACUCCGGCAUAGAAGGCUACAUCAUCAAAAACAUCAGAAGUCAGAUCGACGUUGCCCUGCGACCUGGCAACAGUAACAUCUGGUUUGAGGGGGUUCACCUGCUCCCUCUGCUGCGAUUUGUCUUCACUCUCCAAGACGGCCCGGAGACUGACCUCCUGCAGUAUCUGGACAGGGUCAUGGAGUCUCUGAACUUGCUGCGUUACCUCGUGAUAAGAGACAAAGUGACGGAGAACAGGACUGGAAUCUGGACAGAGCUACAGAAAAUAGAAGGUGUGUUCAUGAAGCCCCUGCGUAUUGGACUUAACAUGUCUAGAGCCCACUAUGAGAGGGAGCUCAGCACCACCCUGGAGAAGAACAAGAGAAAUGUCAAAGAGACAUCUGUGAUUUCCGUAUCUGUCGGUGACGAGAAGCUGCCAAACAUGACGUCGGAGUCUCAGAUUCAGGCCCUCCAUUCGGCCCUGCACACCUUCGACAUGAUGGAGAGCGUACUGGUACGAAUAGAGGAGCUCACGGAGGUGUGGGAAGUAGCUGAACCCAAGAGCAGGCCGAGGCUGAUGUAAAAUGAUGAACAGUUUAUUGAGCAAAGGUUAUGGAAGUGGUCCUGGAUGUGUUGACAGGCGGCACCGUGGACAGGUGGAAGGCAGUGGAUAGAACGGGGCUGGCAGGAAUGACGUGGAUCAGGAACACUGGGAACGAGGAGACUCAAGAGUUAACAAGGGAACGAUGACUCGAGUAGGUUACAUGAGUACGGUGGGCCGUGGUACCGCUAGGAGAGGCUGCAAUACUUUGGCGAGGAUUUCCGGGAACAGGCAGGCUUAAAUACCAGUGGUGAUGAGGGUUGAUUGGAGACAGGUGCGUGGCUUGAGGAGAAGCUGAAACAGAGAGGGGAGGGGGGAGAGAGGACGAGAGGGCGGAAAGCGCCAUCUAGGCUCCAAAACGGUACUGCAGUGCUGUACAUGGCAUUUUCUAUACAACACAGUGCUUUUUGUACUGUAAGUAAUGUUUUCUAUAUUUAAAUUAUGGUCAUUUGGAACAAUUCUGAAAGCAUGGGUGUGUUAAUGUGUAUGUCACAUCACUAUGCACAUAAGACAAUCAAUACAUCCCAGUCAGAAUGUUUUAUAUAUAUUUUUGAAUUUUAAUAGAGAAGUCUAUUAAGAUAUACAGGUUACUUUUCUUUUAGCAAAUAGCUGAACUAUUCCCUUAAAACAAAAUUUGGGGUAAAGAUGCAGAGUGAAAGACACUGACCCUUCUUUAGGCAGGGGUGGGAAAACCUUUGGGAUCAAGGGCAACAUUAGGCUUAAUAUGAACAGAUGAGCCGGCUCUUUUGUAGAUGAUUUGAUUUUUUUUUAAAAAAGCAUCGCAAAAUAUGUAAAAUUCCUAUUCAUUUUUGAUACUCUACCCUUCCUGUAUAUUUUAUUAUAAUUUAGUUAACCCGUUUUUAAUAAAAUAACCAUUUUGAUUAAAUCUAUAUUCCUAAUACUUUAUUAAUGACAAAUUUUAAAUCAGUGAACCAAUUAUUCAUUUGUGAUAAAUGACUAAAAAAAAAAAGAUUUUAAAAAAAAAACAUUGAAACUAUCCACUUUUAGGGGAGAAGUACUUCAGUUUUAUUAUAAUUUAGUUAUAACCAAUUAACCAAAUUAAUAAACUGAAACUCUUUGUUUCAAAGAUGUUAGCAAUAAAAACAAAUUAAAAACAGAAAAGGUAUAUAAAAAAAGGCAAAGCAGACAUUUUAGACAUGUUCAAAAGGGGAUUGAAGUAUAAAAUGUGUUAAAUUACGUUUUACUAAUUUUUUUAAUUAUAUACAAUAAAUCAGUGAACCAAAUGUACAAUUGAGAUAAAUUAAUACAAAAUAUAAAAUAAAUUUUAACUAAGCAAUUUUAGGGGGGAAACUAGCAAAAUUAAUGCAACAAAUAUUACAAGACUCUUGAUGUUUGGUGAGCUGGAUUAAGGAACAUAUACUAUAUGUAUAUACUUUGCCCACUCCUGUCUAUACAUAUACCAUUAGCUAUAGAGUCAUUAAAAAUGCAGAAUCAGAAUUUCUACCUUUACAAAUAAAACUCAGCUGAAAUUGACACUCUUUACCUUACUUACUCUUCUACAUCAUAGCUGCCAUUUAAAUGAGAAAGUGAAAAUUUCCAUGGAGGUCUACUUCUAUGCUAAUCUCUGUUGCAACCUCUGAUGACACUGUAGCCACUUUCGUCUUGAGAACAUCUUGUCGGAAGCCUCACUGAGUUCUGAGCGUCACAGAAUGUUAUCAACAGAGAUAACCAAAAGAGUCACAAAAAGGCAUUCAAAAGUUCAAGGAAGGUCAAAUGAAGUCCACCUUUAAAGGCUAUAGUGCAGAUUAGGUUCAUCUUGAAAUUCCACCCAAAAGUCGAAUAUCCCAAAGUUUUUGUGAAUAGUGUAAUGGUGGGGAUUUACAAGUGUUUGAAGAGCGGGUGCUCCAGGGCUUGUGCUGCUGUAAGUCUGGUAGUCGGGUUCAGAUCCAGUAGGCGGUCCAGGAGGUCGUAGGCCUCGUUGGGUACUGUAUCCCACCCCCGUUCAUCGUGGGCCAGGCAGUCCUUCCGUGAGGAGGGUUUUGGGGUUUUAUCCUGGCUUUUCGGGAACAGCGGCGGAGUCUCGCCUGCUUGGUUUUUAGGUCGUUCAUCCGAAGGUUUAGAAUCAAACUUGGACUUACUGAUCGACGUGACUUCUUCUGGUCUUUGUACUCUGAGCGUCUCACAGAGGAACCUUAGGUCCUGCCGGGGAAGUUCCCGACUGCACAACACCACCUUGCCUGGACAGAAUGGAUGAUGAUGAUUGUGGUGGAUCAAGCCACAAUUACAUUUAACAAUCAUACUGAUACGCACCGAAUUCCUUGGCAGCUCGUACAGUCUCUCUGGAACCUCGUAUCGUCAUAAUCUGAGUCAGAGCCACCAUGUCGUCAUUGGCUUUGAAGAACGGGUAGCGUCCACUGAGCAGCGAGAGCAAGGUGACGCCAGCUGACCACACGUCGAUAGCUGAGUAAAUGACCAAACACAUUUAUUUGAAAAACACAAAGGAACCUACAGCUACCAUACAAGGUGUUAAGGCUUCUUUAUCCUGCGCGCAGUUUGCCUUUUUACUCGAGCGCAACCCACGCGUGGUGUUUUGAAAAUGUACUGCAGUUCUCUUCCAAGUCGGAGGUGUCGCUACGGCUGGUGUUGGCUAGGACACCACAAGGUGGAGUUUCCCCUGCAUUUUUUGGUCAUUUCCGGUAGCCGUUUUUACUUCCGGAACAAAGCAACAACUACAGCGCCCGUGGAACAGUGUUUUUUGAUGGUUGUUUAUUGAUUAUGGUAAAAGAGAACAACAGUCAAAAAUGCUGUGCUUGUGCUUUUCGUAAUGGCCUAAUAUGCCACAAGAUGGCGCCAAAGCCGUGUCUAAAGUCGGUUUAGGGCAGCACGGUGAACGACUGGUUAGCACAUCUGCCCCACAGUUCUGAGGACCCGGAUUCAAAUCUGGCCUCGCCUGUGUGGACUUUGCAUGUUCUUCCCCUGCCUGUGUGGGUUUUCUCCAGGACAGUUAAUGCUUCACAGUCCCACUAUAUUGCAGAUUUUUUAUUUGUACAAUGGUGGAACAGUGGACGACUGGUCAGCACAUAUGCCUCAGAGAUCUGAGGACCAGGGUUCAAAUCCGGCCUCCCGUGAAGAGUUUGCAUGUUAUCCCCCGUGCCUGUGUGGCCUAUCUCCAGUUUCCUCCCACAUUCCAAAAACAUACAUGGUUGAUUAAUUGAAGACGCUAAAUUGCCCGUAGGUGUGAAUGG
Messenger RNA from Phycodurus eques (leafy seadragon), 5249 nucleotides. It is a transcript of the gene glmna, whose product is annotated as glomulin, FKBP associated protein a. Gene Ontology annotation, molecular function: ubiquitin-protein transferase inhibitor activity. The coding region runs from base 37 to 2025 and encodes 662 amino acids. The record is from RefSeq and is a predicted model, not a curated record. The transcript has 20 exons. Gene Ontology annotation, cellular component: cytoplasm. Lineage: Eukaryota; Metazoa; Chordata; Actinopteri; Syngnathiformes; Syngnathidae.